Tachysurus fulvidraco (yellow catfish) is the source of this 4491-nucleotide messenger RNA. RefSeq names its product pleckstrin homology-like domain, family B, member 2a (gene phldb2a). The record is from RefSeq and is a predicted model, not a curated record. NCBI's taxonomy places the organism in Eukaryota, Metazoa, Chordata, Actinopteri, Siluriformes, Bagridae. The coding region runs from base 301 to 3105 and encodes 934 amino acids. Gene Ontology annotation, cellular component: basal cortex. Gene Ontology annotation, biological process: regulation of microtubule cytoskeleton organization. The transcript is spliced from 16 exons.
UUUAUGCACUGUAUACAAGACACAGCAACAAAACUAACAAAAAGUCAAACCUACUGCCGCUUACUUUGAGUCUGACGUUUAUCUGAGACCAAACCGUCUCGUCUGGAUCAACUUUUGCGCUUCGGCGACCACCCAGACGUAGCGAUGGGCGGGAGGAUAGUCGGGAUAGUCAGGGACACUGUCCAAGUUCCCGUCUUUGUUAUGAACAAAUGAGCGCUCAUCAUCCUUAGCAGAUACACUAAAUGGACCAGAAAGUAAAGGAUGCAUGCUGUAUCUUUUCAAGAGACCACUUGAAAAAAAAUGCUGCCCCAGAAAAUUGUUGGUCAUUCACUGGCCAGUAGCAAAAAAGAUUUUGGAAAAAUAUACAACAAUGAUGGCUUUGUGGGCAGCUCUAGUGUCCGAGGCACCCGUUCAAAAGCAGAGCUCCAAGAGCUGAUGGACAGUUUGCAGCGAAAGAAGGCAGCUGUUGAAGCCAGCAUACGUGCUAAUGCAGAGCGCCACCCCUACCUCAGCCUGUCCUCUCCACCUAGUCCUCAUUCUACCAUAUCACUCCUUCAAGAGCAGCCAUCCCACUCAGUUCAUAUGCCUUCCUCCUACAGUCUUAUUAUGGCUCCUUCCCCUCGUCAUUCAGACUGCCCUUCAAGCCCAGUCCACACCCAUACUCGCAGUCGCCACCACUCUCAUGAGAACCUUCCACUCUUUCAAUUCUGUGACAUCUGUCGACCCAACACAUCCAGCUCCAUGUGGAAUGGUAGCUCUUACAUGUCAGAUGCUUUUAAUGUAUACCAUCGUGGCCCUAGUGGAGCUGCAAGCAUGCCCUCCAGUCCUAGGCUAGGCAGAAAACAUUUAGCACGAGAUGGAGAUCCAGUUAAUUAUCCUCCUCCUCGUCAAAGGAAAUAUUCCACUGGCUCUCUGAAUGGCUUAGGAGUACAAAGUCGUUCCCUUCCCAGACUGUAUCGAAGUGAUGCACCUUCCUUCUCUCUGCCCCCUCGGCACUCAUCCAGGGCAAGAUGCAGCCUCCCAUCUCUUGAGUGCCCUCCAGACGUGACUGUAACAUCCUUGAGCAAUGAUCUCAGCUUUAAGAAGAUGCUCUUGUUUGGGAAAGGAGGAGUAGGUCCAGGGAUAGGCCAGUGGAGAGGCAGCAUCAGUUCACUAAGCAGCAAGAAUGAGCUUCAAGAUUACCAUCAGAGACAGAAAGACGAGCGGUUACGAGAACAGGAAGUGGAGAGGCUGGAGCGUCAGCGUCUGGAAACGAUACUGAGCCUAUGCUCUGAAUUGGGAAGCUCAGCAACAAGUUGCCCAGAAGGCAGUGCUGGUGUUUGUGCCAUAUCUGACUUGCAGAGGAUCAAUAAUGAGCUGGAGAAGCUGCAGGUUUUGGAUGAUGAAAGUGAAUUUUCUGACUUGCUCGCUGUAGCUGCUCUACAGGAUGACUUGGUAGAGAAGAGUAGACAAGAGAGACAGCUACAGACAACUAACAUCCUGCAAACAUCUGCAUCAGACACCAUGCAGAUUAAACAGGAUAUAACCUGGGUAGAAGAGGAGAGGAUUCAAGUCCUCAACAGCAUUGAAGAGUUGGAGCAGAAGAUAAAGGACUUAGACACACAGGUGGAUGAGUCUAUCAGAAAGAUGGAGGUGGAGAGGGCCCUAUUGGAAGGUGAGCAGAAUGAAGAGCUUGCUCUCCUGCAAGCAGAUAAGGUUUUGCUAGAGAAGUUAAAUGAAAAGAUGAGCAAAAUGGGGAAAACCACAAAUCCUAAUACAACUGAAAAGGACACAGAGACGUUGGGGACAGAGAUGAAGCACUUUGAGGAUCUUGAGUUUCAGCACCUAGAGAAAAAGAGCAAUCAGGCUGAAGAAAAAGAGUCACAGAACCAGCAACUCCUCCAAGAGAUUGCUGAGUACCAGCACAAUUUACUCACACGCAAGGAGAGGCUUAUGGGUUUGAAGAAACAAUCCACUCGGAUUACCCAGCAGGCUCAGCAGGAAAAGGAGAACUUCCUGAAAGAGAAGAACAAUCUUCAUCUGAUAUUACAAAGGGAGCAAGAGAAUCUUGCCACACUGGAAAGGAACUAUGCAGAGCUGAUAAGUGGCCAGACCUUCUCUCUGAACCCUGUGUCUUUGAAAGAGCCCCAUCUGCCCAUGUCUCAGAGUUCUAGCUGUGGUAGUAUGCCCCCUCAUGCUCCCUCUCUCACACCAAGAGAUCUAGACACUCGCUGUCUACUCAAGGCUGAUCACCUGCAUUUGAAUGACAGCAGGCAGAGGUUGAGUGAAAUAAACAGCAGGACCGUGUUUGAGUCAAACUUCUAUUUGAACCCUUUUCACCAUGUGGACAAUGUUACCAACUUUGAUACCAUCAGUGUGGAAAGUUCAGACAGCCUGGAGACGAGCAUCUCAGCCUGCUCUCCUGACAACAUUUCCAGCAGUGCCAGAAUAUCUAAUGUGGUUAAGAUAGAGGAGAUGGAGUGUCUGCUCAGAGAGUUGCAGGCAGAGAAGUCCAGACUCUUGAAGUACAGGGAGAGAGAAAUGGAGCAGCGUCAACAGGCUCUAGAGGAGGAGAAGAUGAGGCUAGAAGAACUGGAAAGGCGACUUAGAGAGGAGACAAACAUAAGGCAGAAACUUAUAGAAAGGGAGGUCAAGCUCCGGGAGAAGCAAAGAACACAGUCUCGUCCAUUGACACGUUACCUGCCAGUCAGGAGGGAUGACUUUGACCUGCGGAGACAUAUUGAGGCAGCAGGUCAUCAACCCAACAGCUGUUUUCACCUUGCUAUUACUGACAAGACAUGCAGAGGCUUUCUAGUCAAGAUGGGGGGGAAAAUCAAAACCUGGAAAAAACGCUGGUUUGUAUUUGACCGAAAUCGCAGGACCCUGGCAUACUAUGCAGAUAAACAUGAAGUAAAAACAAAGGGUGUCAUCUACUUUCAAGCUAUUAAGGAAGUGUAUUAUGAUCACCUUAAGAAUGCACAUAAGAGUCCAAACCCUUUACUGACAUUCAGCAUAAAGACACAUGAUCGCGUUUACUUCAUGGUAGCACCUUCUCCAGAGGCUAUGAGGAUCUGGAUGGAUGUGAUAGUAACAGGAGCAGAAGGAUACUCACACUUUCUGGUUUGAGUAGCAGCUUUCUGCAGUGACCCAUCAUACUUUGGCUCAGACUUUAAAAUGGAUUCUAGUACUUUCUGCUUUUUGAGGAAUCUUUUUUGUAGCUCAGAUUUAUACAUGGUAUUAUAUACAUUAUAAUAUUUUGGUGUGGGAAUCACAGUAUAGUAUAAAAAUAUUGUUUUCUGUUCAGCAGCUGUAAUUGAAGUUAUCAAUGCCUAAUCUGAUUUUUCCCCUAAACCCAUGUAUGCUGUCCCAUUUUUGAAUUUUUGUUCCAGAUAGCAGCUCCAGAAACCCCUUUCUGCAUGGCACCAAUGUUUUUUGCUCUCAUUUAUUCAAUUUGUAUGAGUGUACUAACCAGAGAAUAUGCUACGUUAUUCUGUUUUAGCUACUUUUUCUAACCUUCAAACAUAUUUUAAAAGAGUUACAAUUUUAAAGCUUUUGCUAAUACUUAGGGUUUUAUUUUCAUAUGCCAGCAAGGUCUGUCACAAGUUAAACAAGUUAAGUAUACACAAGUUAAAUUUGGUUCUUUUUUGUUGCUCAUAGAAAACCAGAAGCAGGAUAUAGGUCAAAAAAUGGAAGGAUAUAUAUAACCAAAGACAUGCUUCCUUUGAAUUGAUCUAUAUUAUGUGAAUGCAUUCAAGGCUCUCAUUAGAUCUUAUAUCACAUUAUUUUUUGUAAUUUCUUUAGUUAAUAACCUUUCCAACUUAAUCAUUACAAGGACAAGAUAGAAAUUAUAAAUAUUAUAGAAGAAAAUAUUCUGAUCCUGUUGUGUCAUUGUUGAAGCCCUUUUAGCAGCAGCAACAGCCAAAGUAAAGGCUCACUAUAGAAAUGUUUCUUUUGUUAAAAAUAGUCACCAUUGUAACUAAUUUUAUUGCUAUAAGGAUUAAGGUAAUUUGGCAAGCAAAAUUAUAGUAACAUAUCAAAUAGUUUAUGGCAUUUUCGGCAUUUAGCAGAUGCCCUUAUUGAGAGUGACUUACUUUUUUUAUUAUUUCAUAGUCAUUUGAUGGCAUGAAUAUAGUUGGAGGUUUGAUUUUAGCAGGUACAAAAUGUUAGUGUAUGUACAAUCAACUUUAUCCAAACAUUUUGGUACUUGGAUAAUAUUUCCAGGGGUUAAAAGCAAGGAGGCUGAACAAACAGUAUGUGCAUUAGACAUAUAUACUGAAAAUUUAUAAUGGCAUGUUUUAUAUUUUUGUAAUUAAUAUUAUACACAAUUAAAACUCUUUACAAUAAUUAAAUGAAGUAGUUUUUCAUCAGUUAGAAUGUAAUCUAUAAUAAACUCCAAAGUUUACAUGAACAGUUUAUUUCAUACUGUACUUGAAUUUAAAGAUCUUAUUUUUGGAAAAUUGUCCAUAUACAUGCAUUGCAUUAUAUUGCUUAAUAAAAGAUCAGCAAACAUGA